Messenger RNA from Necator americanus (New World hookworm), 411 nucleotides. RefSeq lists its product as uncharacterized. NCBI's taxonomy places the organism in Eukaryota, Metazoa, Nematoda, Chromadorea, Rhabditida, Ancylostomatidae. The coding region runs from base 1 to 411 and encodes 136 amino acids. The record is from RefSeq and is a predicted model, not a curated record. The transcript has a single exon.
AUGGCUUCGAUGGGGGCUCAAGUUGACACAAUUUCUGGAAUGGGGCCAUAUUGUUACCGAAUUCACGGGCAAAUCUAUCACCGACUGGGUGCGCUUCAUCCUCACCAAGGGGAGCAACGUCAAUUCGGUCAAAUAUAUAUUCUAGACACUGCAAUGGCUGCCCUACAGCGCCUUGGGAAUAUGCGGAAUUCGGACUGCGACCCUAACCUCAUGCUGUUUUUGAGUGAAUGGUUUGCGCGUAACAAUGUCUACGCUCAAUCGUUUAAAAUGAUGAGCGAAGUGGAGCAAAUGGAAAUAGCGGCAGCCCAGCGAGAAAAUCGGCAAACCAUACCAAUUCGCAUGGUAUUCGAUGACAGCAGAGAGCGGGGUUUUGCAAGAGGAGAGUACGCUAUUCCACUGCAAACGAAGUAG